CCUCCGUGUGGACAAUGCGAGGAAGAAUGUUGGCGCCUACAUCUCCCAGAAGUCCUUUCGCGUGACGUCUCGGCCGCAGCAACAGGAAGUGCUCCAACUGAGCCGUUGCUUUAAGAUAAGGAAUGACCUGUACACUGGAGAAGGUGCUGGCUGAUGCCAAAUCACUGGUAGAGCGGCUCCGGGAUCAUGAUAAUGCUGCUGAGAUCCUGAUUGAACAAACCACACUGCUGAACAAGAGAGUGGAGGCCAUGAAACAGUACCAGGAAGAGAUUGAGGUGUUGAACCAGGUGGCAAGACACCGGCCGCGCUCCACGUUGGUCAUGGGCAUCCAACAGGAAAACCGGCAAAUAAGGGAACUGCAGCAGGAAAACAAAGAGCUGCGCACAUCACUGGAGGAGCAUCAGUCUGCGCUGGAGCUCAUCAUGAGCAAAUACAGAGAGCAGGUGUUUCGCCUUCUGAUGGCCAGCAAGAGAGACGAUCCUGCUAUUGUCACCCAGCUGAGAGAGCAGCACACUAAUGAGAUGCAGGCGCACAUUGAGAAAAUAAAUGAAAUGGCCACGGUGAUGAGGAAAGCCAUCGAGGUGGAUGAAGGGCGGUUGUGUGAGGAUGAGGAGAGAAUCAAACGUCUGGAGUUGGAGAACAGCGGUCUGCGAGAGCUGUUGGGAAUCAGCCGUGAGGCGUUUCUGGUGCUGAAGCGGGAUGACACGUCUGACAGCACGUCUCUCUCUCCGCUGCUCACCAGCACAGACGUCAGUCUGAGGAAGAGCUAAAGGUCGUCAGAGACUCUUGAGUUUACAAACCAUCAUCCAGAGCUGCCCUACAAGUCCCACAGUCCUCCAUUACAGGGUCACAUGCACUCACCGUGCAACCUGGAUGUCCAUCAGCCAUUCCGCGUGAGGGGUUUUGCAGAAAGGGCCUGUGGAAUCUGUCAAACACUGAGAUCUGAUUACUUUUCCAUCAUCAUGGCUUCAGUCUGGAAGUCAAAUCAGCUGAAUACAAUCAUUUGUGGAAUAACAAAAAAAUUGGCAUAUUGUGAAUGAUUACUUUACCUGAACAUAAGACUUUGUAAAGGGAAUGUCACAAUGUGCCAUUUUAAUUUUUUUUUUUUGUUGUGCUUGUAACAGUGUUUUAUGUAGGUAUGAGAGGAAGUAGCAUUGAAAGUGAUUAAAAAGCAUUGAAUGAACAGGCUGUGAUCUUCUCUAGUUUAAUUGGCCGAUAGUGUUGAAUAAACUACAACAUUUAAAGUUUCAGUACAUGUUAUUGCAUGCAUAUGCAUUUCAAUGCAUACAAAAAGCAUUGCAAAUGCUGUUUUACAUUGACAUUAGGAUAAUAUUAAAUUAAGUCAUACAUGUACAGUGAAUAUGAUUGUAAAAUAAAACAAAAAGGUUAAAUUUUUU
Messenger RNA from Labeo rohita (rohu), 1397 nucleotides. RefSeq names its product FGFR1 oncogene partner 2 (gene fgfr1op2). The coding region runs from base 123 to 770 and encodes 215 amino acids. Lineage: Eukaryota; Metazoa; Chordata; Actinopteri; Cypriniformes; Cyprinidae. Gene Ontology annotation, biological process: response to wounding. The record is from RefSeq and is a predicted model, not a curated record. The transcript is spliced from 6 exons.